Staurois parvus is the source of this 336-nucleotide messenger RNA. Lineage: Eukaryota; Metazoa; Chordata; Amphibia; Anura; Ranidae. The record is from the annotation of a GenBank genome assembly.
AUGAUUUUGCAUUUCCCGGGAGGAAAACUGUUUUGUUUACUAACAGUCCUUACUCCCUGUCGGCUCGGGCACACUGCUCUGGAUGGCUGUGCACAGCACAGCUAUCCAGAGCAGUGUGCUGACAGUAAAGCACACCCCCCCACCACCUAGUAAAACACUUCCUACACAUAGUUAACCCUUUGGUCACCCCUCAUAUUAACCCCUUCCUGCCCAGUGCCAUUAGUACAGUGUCAGUGCUUUUUUUUUAGCACUAAUCACUGUAUUGGUGUCACUGGGGAUGUCAGUGACACCAGUUCAGUUCUCCUCAGUGUCAGAAUGCCCACAGUCCCGCUAAAA